AUGCCUGUCCUCAAGAGUUGGCUAGCCGCCGCUACGGCGAUUGGCAUGUGCCUGGGUGCUGCCCUUCCCACUCCUUCCGCCGAGGACAUCAAGCUCCUCAAGGAGAAGAGCGUGCUCAGCGAUAUCCUCUUUCCUGUCCUCCCCUGCGGCAAGUUCAAGCUCGAGGAGGCCACCAUCGAUGAUAUGCAGGCUGCCAUGAACGCCGGCACCCUCACCUCGGUCCAGCUCGUCGGUUGCUAUGUCCUCCGCACUUUCCAGACUGAUCUCUACAUCAACUCCCUCCUCCAGUACAACCCUGAUGCUCUGGCCAUCGCUGCUCAGAUGGACGCUGAGCGUGCUGCCGGCAAGGUCCGCGGUCCUCUUCAUGGUAUUCCCUUCACCGUCAAGGAGAACAUUGCCACCAAGGACCAGAUGGAAACCACUGCUGGCUCAUGGGCUCUUCUCGGCAGCGUUGCCCCUCGUGAUGCCCACGUCGUCGCCAAGCUCCGUGAGGCCGGUGCCGUUCUCUUCGGCAAGGCUACCCUCUCCGAGUGGGCCGAUAUGCGCAGCAACGACUACUCCGAGGGUUACUCUGCCCGCGGUGGUCAGUGCCGCUCUGCUUACAACCUGACCGUCAACCCCGGCGGUUCCUCCUCCGGUAGCGCCGUGGGUGUCGCUGCCAACACCAUUGCCUUCUCCCUCGGAACCGAGACCGACGGCUCCGUCAUCAACCCUGCUAUGCGCAACAACAUUGUCGGCUUCAAGCCCACCGUUGGUCUUACUUCCCGUGCCGGUGUCAUUCCCGAGAGCGAGCACCAAGAUUCCGUCGGUACUUUUGGCCGUACUGUCGCUGAUGCUGUCUAUGCUCUUGAUGCCAUCUACGGUGUUGAUGAGCGCGACGAGUACACCCUCGCCCAGGACGGCAAGACCCCUGAGGACGGCUACGCCUCGUACCUUACCACCAAGGAUGCCCUCAAGGACGCCACCUUCGGUAUUCCCUGGAACAGCUUCUGGCGCUACGCCGACCCCGAGCAGCUCCGCCAGUUGACCGCCCUUAUUCAGCUCAUCGAGGAUGCUGGUGCCACCAUUAUCAACGGCACCGAGAUCACCGACUACGAGAGGAUCGUCAGCCCCAAUGGCUGGGACUGGGACUAUGGCACCAACCGCGGCUACCCUAACGAGUCCGAGUACACCGUCGUCAAGGUUGACUUCUACAACAACAUCAAGACCUACCUGUCCGAGCUCGAGAACACCAACAUCCGCUCUCUCGAGGACAUCGUCCAGUUCAACUACGACAACGACGGCACUGAGGGUGGUCACCCCUGGCCCCAGGGUCACCCCGCCUUCCGCUCUGGUCAGGAUGGCUUCCUCGCUUCCCUCGCCACCAAGGGUAUCAAGGACGAGACCUACUACCAGGCCCUCAACUUCACCCAGUCCUCUACUCGCAACGGCAUUGAUGACGCCCUUACUUACAAGGGCAAGAAGCUCUCCGGCCUCUUUGUCCCCCCUGAUGUCGCUCAGGCUCCCCAGAUUGCUGCUCAGGCCGGUUACCCCAUGAUCACCCUUCCCGCCGGCACCCACUCCGCAAGCGGUAUGGGUAUCGGUCUCGGCAUCAUGCAGACUGCCUACGGUGAGGCCGAGCUCGUCAAGUGGGGUUCCGCCAUUGAGGACCUCCAGAAGUCCACCGACACGCCUCAUAAGCGCACCCUUCCCCAGUGGAGGGAUUUCCUCAAGAGGAACAUUCCCGUCUACAACGUUUACGAGGGUUCCGAUUAA
Messenger RNA from Sordaria macrospora k-hell, 1755 nucleotides. The record is from RefSeq and is a predicted model, not a curated record. Lineage: Eukaryota; Fungi; Ascomycota; Sordariomycetes; Sordariales; Sordariaceae.